UUUCUGUCUGGCAAGAAGUUAGUUCCUGCUCUUCCCUGGCCGUUUCCUGUAAUCGUACAGUGUUGUGAGACGGAGAAAGCCAUGUGUGUCGAUGCAAAGCUGUUUACUUGAAAGAAGAGAAGAAUUGGAAACCAAAUAUAUAGCUUCCAUCUCGGAGUCUUUUUAACACUGUGCCCAUCUCCCUGCGUGGAGGGGGCAAGAUGGCAGAUCCCAUUAUGGACCUCUUUGAGGACACGCCCCUGUUUAACCUGGAUGCCCUACCGGAUGACUCCUUCUCUCAGGGCUCCUCGGACCCCGUGGAGGAAGCUCUCAAGCUGGCUUUGGGCCAGGUUGACCCGACGUCUGAACCAGAGUCCACCCCUGACCUCACGGUCAACACGAGCCUCGGUGUUCCUGUAGCAGCUCCUGCCAUCCCAGACCCCGCCCCUCUCCAAGUUGCCUCGCAGCAGCCCGUGACCGUGGCGACUGCUCAGACUGUUUCCGUAGCUGCCGCCCCCGCCGCCACCCUCUCCGCCGCCGUCGACGCCAUACCUCAAAUACAAGCUCAGACCACCAUACCCAUGGCCAGCAACGCCAGUGUGGCGACCAGUAGCACUGUCCUGCUGAGCUCCCCUUUGACUGUUUCUAGCCCUUCGGCUACAACCACCACCGCCACCACGCAGCAGCUCGCACAGAUCACUCACCAGCUCACUCCCCAGCAGCUAGCCGCCAUCACGCAGCAGGCCGGUGGCAAAAUCGUCAUUCUGAAAGGACCCCAGGGUCAGGCCCAGGUGCUGCAGACUGUGUCGGGAGCCACGGCCCAGACCACCGGAAAGGUCAUCCGCGUGCUGUCGGGCACCCCGCUCAAACCCGGAAUGUCCAUAUUACAGGGGGGGGCCGUCCUGAACCAGGCUAGCCCAGGACAAACCCAGGUCAAGGUGGGCACCGCGGGAGUGCAGAGGCUGCUGCAGUCUCCCAACGGCCCGGUGAAACAGGUGUUGCUCACAUCCAUGCCCCAGCAGGUCCAGCAAACGCAGGGCCAGUCCGUACAGGUGCAGAUUCCAGCCCAGGCGGCCAUGGCUCAGGGUCAGACCACAGUCCACGUCCAGCCCCAGGCUGCCCAGAUACAGACCCAGAACCAAGCUCAGAUCCAGGUCCAGACACAGGGCCAAGUGCAGCUGCAGCCGGCCAUGCAGACGCAGUCACAGGGUGGAGAAGCAAAGCGCAUCACCUUGGUCCUGCAGCAGCCUUCCCAGACCGGCUCCGCCGCACAGUCGGGUCAAACGGUCACAGCUCAGACGCAGGUGGCCCAGGUCCAGCAGGUCCAGGCGGGCCAGCAGGCCCCCACCAGGCUGGUGCUGGGGCAGCUCCCUGGUGGCAAACUGGUGCUCCAAGGAAGCCAGAUAGCAGCCCUGACCCAGGCUCGGGCCGCGGGCCAGGCAGGAGGGCAGCCCAAAGUCCUCACCAUCCAGCUGCAAGUGCAACAGCAGCCCAACCAGCAGGGGGGAGUGAAGUAUCAGCUUGUGUCCGGAGCUGGAAACGCCGGCAGCCCUCAGGUGCUGCAGAUCUCCCAGGGCCAAGGAGGACAGAGAGUUGCGGUCCCUCUCAAAAUGCUCCUGCAGCCACAGACGAGCUCAGCCUCCUCCACUGGCGGCGCCGUCUCGGUGGUGAAGGUCAUCAACACUUCUACGGCGGGCCCCUCGACCACCACCACCACCCCCACCCAGGCCAUCCGCAUCAGCAAGGCUCCCGGGGAGUCGGCCGCCGUGCGCCGCGUGGAGAUCCUCUGCAAGCAGGAGAAGGCCAACCGCAUCGUGGCCGAGGCCAUCGCCCGGGCCAAGGCCCGCGGCGAGAAGAACCUGCCCCGGGUGCUGAACCAGGACGAGCUCCCCGCCACGCAGAGCUCCCCGGAAGCGGGGGGCGCCGUGUCCGUCGUGUCCACCGGCAAGAAAAAGAGCGGCGGGAGCAAAAAGAAGAGCCCUGUGGCCGGAGGGCACCUGCCGAAAAUGGUAGUCGGAACCGACAAAAAGGGCAAAGUCAAGACUCCAGGAGGAGCGGUUUCGAUAGCCGGAGGCGGAGUGAUGCCUGUGACCGGGAACAAGAGCAAAAGCAAAAAUAAACCAAACACUAUUACACUAGUGGGAGCAAAGAAACGAAAGAGAAACGCCUCCUCCGACCACUCGGAUGGGGAGCAGAGCCCCGCCUCCCCUGCGGCGCUGGAGGACGACUUGAUCAUGAAGAGGCGCUCCAAUCGCGUGGUGAAAAGGAAGAAGUACACGGAGGACCUGGACAUCAAGAUAACAGACGACGAGGAUGAGCAGGAGGACGUCGACGUCACCACGACGGCGGCCGCCGUGGCCUCCAUCAGCGGGGGGGCGGCGGCGCAGCUCAAGCAGGAGGUGGAGCUGGAUCCCGAUGGACUGCAGAGUAUGCAGUUCUUUGUGGAAAAUCCAAGCGAGGAGGAUGCUGCCAUUGUGGACAAAGUGCUGUCUAUGAGAAUAACCAAGAAAGAGAUUUCUUCCAGCCAGUAUAUGAAUGUUGAGGAAUUCUUUGUAAAAUACAAGAACUAUUCAUACCUGCACUGUGAAUGGGCCAGUUUGCAGCAGCUGGAGAGGGACAAGAGGAUCCAUCAAAAGAUCAAGAGGUUCAAGACUAAGCACGCACAGAUGAGGCACUUAUUCCAGGAGGAUGAAGAGCCUUUUAACCCAGACUACGUGGAGGUGGACAGGAUCCUGGACGUGUCCCACAGUGUGGAUAAGGACAAUGGCGAGCCCGUUAUCUACUACCUGGUGAAGUGGUGCUCUCUGCCAUAUGAGGACGCCACAUGGGAGCUUAAGGAGGACGUGGACGAGGGCAAAGUCGAAGAGUUCGGCAAAAUCCAGAACCGGCAACCUCGUUUGAAGAGAACGACACGACCUCAAGCCAGUUCAUGGAAGAAGUUAGAGGAGACCAGAGAGUAUAAGAACAGCAACACAUUGCGAGAGUAUCAGCUAGAAGGAGUCAACUGGCUCCUCUUCAACUGGUACAACAGGCAGAACUGUAUCCUGGCAGACGAGAUGGGCCUGGGGAAGACCAUCCAGUCCAUCGUGCUGCUGUCAGAGGUCUAUGCUGCCGGGGUCCAGGGCCCCUUCCUCGUCAUAGCGCCCCUCUCCACCAUCACCAACUGGGAGAGGGAAUUCACCACAUGGACCCCCAUGAAUGCCAUCGUGUACCACGGCAGCCUGGCCAGCCGACAGAUGAUCCAGCAGUAUGAGAUGUACUGCAAAGACGACAAGGGACAUUUAAUUCCAGGUGCAUACAAGUUUGAUGCCCUCAUCACAACCUUUGAGAUGGUGCUGUCCGACUGCCCGGAACUGAGGGAGAUCUCCUGGCGCUGCGUGAUCAUCGACGAGGCUCAUCGCCUUAAAAACCGCAACUGCAAGCUGUUGGACAGCUUAAAGAUGCUCGACCUGGAACACAAAGUGCUGUUGACCGGCACCCCUCUUCAGAACACGGUGGAGGAACUCUUCAGUCUGCUUCAUUUCCUGGAACCUGCUCAGUUCCCUUCAGAAAUAGAGUUUCUGAGGGACUUUGGAGACCUUAAAACAGAAGAACAGGUUCAGAAACUGCAGGCGAUCUUAAAGCCGAUGAUGCUGCGAAGGCUCAAGGAGGAUGUGGAAAAGAACCUGGCACCCAAACAGGAGACCAUCAUCGAGGUUGAGUUGACUGAUGUUCAGAAGAAGUACUACCGGGCCAUCCUGGAGAGGAACUUCAGCUUCCUCAGUUUAGGCGCAAAUAGCAACAGCAACGUCCCCAACCUGCUCAACACAAUGAUGGAGCUCCGCAAGUGCUGCAACCACCCCUACCUCAUCAACGGUGCAGAGGAGAAGAUCGUUGCGGAGCUGCGGGAGGUGUAUGACCCCAUGGCCCCCGACUUUCAUCUGCAGGCCCUCAUUCGUUCAGCCGGAAAACUGGUGCUACUGGACAAGCUGCUGCCUCGUCUUAAGGCUGGUGGCCACAAAGUGCUCAUCUUCUCUCAGAUGGUGCGCUGCCUAGACAUUCUGGAGGACUACCUCAUCAAUAAAAGGUAUUCUGUUGUAAAAAGGGAGCUCUCUGAGGCCAUUGUUGAAAGCUUUGGUGAAGCAGGAGACAUCUCAACAUGCCCUGCUUCUCACAGAUACCUUUAUGAGCGGAUUGACGGCAGAGUGCGUGGAAACCUGCGACAGGCUGCCAUCGACCGCUUCAGCAAACCUGACUCGGACCGCUUCGUCUUCCUGCUGUGCACCCGCGCCGGCGGCCUGGGGAUCAACCUGACUGCUGCAGACACCUGCAUCAUAUUCGACUCCGACUGGAACCCUCAAAACGACCUGCAGGCCCAGGCGCGAUGUCAUCGUAUCGGCCAGUCCAAGGCGGUCAAGGUCUACCGUCUCAUCACCAGGAACUCGUAUGAGAGGGAGAUGCUGGACAAAGCCAGCCUGAAGCUGGGGCUGGACCGCGCCGUGCUGCAGAGCAUGAGCGGCAACAAAGAAAGCAACGUCAACGGGCAAAUCCAGCAGUUCUCCAAAAAGGAAAUCGAAGACCUGUUGAGGAAGGGAGCCUAUGCCGCCAUCAUGGAUGAGAACGACGAGGGCAGCCGAUUCUGCGAGGAGGACAUCGAUCAGAUCCUCCAGAGGAGAGCCACCACCAUCACCAUCGAGAGCGAAGGCAAGGGUUCCACCUUCUCCAAGGCCAGCUUCGUGGCCUCUGAGAACCGCAGCGACAUAGCCCUCGAUGACCCUGAAUUCUGGGAGAAGUGGGCAAAGAAGGCAGACAUAGACGUGGACACCAUCAAUCGGAAGAACACUCUGGUGAUUGACACUCCCAGAAUUCGGAAGCAGACCCGACAGUAUUCCACUUUACGUGGGGAAGGGGGAGACCUGUCCGAUAUGGACAGCGAUGAAGAGUAUCCGCCUGCGAAUUCUAGACAUUCCCGUUCUUCCCGCCGCUCCGAUCGCCACAGCGGAAAUGGCUACGGCCGCACAGACUGCUUCCGGGUGGAGAAACACCUGCUUGUCUACGGGUGGGGUCGCUGGAGGGACAUCUUAUCCCAUGCCAGGUGCAAGAGGCGUCUGAGCGAGCGCGACGUGGAAACCAUCUGCCGAGUCAUCCUGGUCUUUUGUCUGCUCCACUACCGCGGAGAUGAGAACAUCAAGAGCUUCAUCUGGGAGCUCAUAACUCCACCGGAGAACGGCCGCGAACCCCAAACACUACUCAACCACUCCGGCCUUUCUAUUCCUGUCCCGAGGGGCCGGAAGGGUAAGCGGGUAAAAGCCCAAAGUACAUUUGAUGUCCAGAAGGUGGAGUGGAUCCGCAAAUACAACCCCGACACCCUGCUGCUGGAUGACAGCUACCGCAAGCACCUCAAGCACCAGUGCAACAAGGUUCUGCUGCGGGUGCGUAUGCUCUACUACCUGAAACAGGAGGUGAUCGGGGAGCACGCCGACUCUGUCCUGAAGGGGGUCGAUAUCAGGGAUGUGGACAUCUGGAUGCCAGAGAUGGAGCAGCAGGAGGUGCCUGCAGGGUGGUGGGACUCGGAGGCGGACCGCUCUCUGCUCGCUGGCGUGUUCAAACACGGUUACGAGAUGUACACCACCAUGCGGGCCGAUCCCUGCCUGUGCUUCCUAGAAAGAGUCGGUCGACCCGACGACAAGGCCAUCGAUGCUGAGCAGCACACCGGCGACGCCGAGCUGGGAGAUGAUGCUGACUAUGAUAAAUACUCUGAGGAUCCAGAGUUCAAGCCGGCAUCGAGGCACACCAAAGAUCUUUUCGAGGAGCCUGAUUCCAUGAACGUGGACGAUGAGAUCUCGGUGGAUCACAAAGCGGGACCCGUGGCCACCGAGAGCGCCCCCAGCCAGAGCGGCGCCUGCGAUUGGCCCUCCAGCUCGUCCCUGACGGCGCGGCUGCGGCGGCUGAUCACGGCCUACCAGCGCAGCUACCGGCAGGAGCAGCUGAAGAUCGAGGCGGAGGCGAAGGGCGACCGCCGGCGCCGGCGCUGCGAGCAGGCCAGCAAGCUGAAGGAGAUCGCCCGGCAGCAGCGCCAGCAGAGGUGGACGCGCAGGGAAGAGUGCGACUUCUACCGCGUGGUGUCGACAUUUGGCGUGGAGAAGGUGAAAAAGGAGCCGGGGCUCCCGGAGGGCGUCGAGGCCGACUUCGACUGGAACCGCUUCCGGACCUUUGCUCGCCUGGAUAAAAAAACGGACGAGAGCCUGAGCCGGUACUUCCGCUGCUUUGUGGCCAUGUGCCGGAGGGUGUGCCACCUCCGCCCCGGCCGCGACGAAGAUCCGGCAGAGCUCGCCCAGACGGUGGCCCCCAUCACCGAGGAGCGGGCGUCGCGCACCCUGUACCGCAUCAGCCUCCUGCGCCGCCUCCGCGAGCGGGUGCUCCCCCACCCGUCCCUGGAGGAGCGGCUGCCCCUGGCCCCGUCCAGCUCGGAGCUGCCCGCCUGGUGGCUGCUGCCGGACCACGACCGGCAGCUGAUGCUGGGCGCCGCGCUGCACGGCGUCAGCCGCACCGAGCUCUCCAUCUUCGCCGACCCCCAGUUCUCGUUCGCCGCCGCCCGGGACGACUUCGUCCUGAACCAGCAGGCCCCGCCUCCUCCUCCCCCCCCGCCGCCGCCGCCCCCGCCCCAGGCCCCGCCCCUCAUGGCGCUCAGCCAGCCCAAGCCCGAGCUGCUGGUGGCGGAGGGGAAGGAGGAGGAGGCGGACGGGGGCGGGCGGCUGCUCGGCGCCCCGCUGCCGACCCCCCCGCUGGCCCACCACGCCGGAAAAGCGCGAGAUCAGGGCUGGAGCUUCAAGAGGAGCCGGGAGAGGGGGGAGAGGGCGAGGGGGGGUCCGACUCGGACUCGGACUCUGACUCGGGCUCCUCGUCCUCGGAGCGUUGGAGACAUGGACGAAGAGAACAGCUUGCUCUCCACGACUCUGUCUCAGGACGGCAUGCCUCCCCCCGAUCCGCUCCGAGUCGACUGGCCAAAGGACCGGGUGCUGAUCAACCGCCUGGACAACCUGUGCACCCUGGUGCUGAGCGGCCAGUGGCCCUCAGGGCGCCGCUACCUGCCCGAGGCCCAGCUCAACCCCAGCUCGGAGCUGCUGGGAGACGAGGCGGCCUACACGCGGGUGGUCCGGAAACCCAGCGGCACGCCCACCGGCCUCGGCGGCGAGGGCGAGGACGGCGAGUUCACGGUGAAACUCCUAAAGGAGGAAGGCCUGAAACUGACCUUCUCUAAGCAGGCGCUGAUGCCCAACGGGUCGGGGGGGGAGAGCAGCAGCCGCAAGAAGCGCAAAGAUCCAGAGCUGUCAGACCUGGAUGGACUCCACGACGCUUUGGAGCGUGCCCCUCGACGAAGAGACCCUCCCACGUGGCUGAAGGAGAACCCCGACUACGAGGUGGAAGGAGACAUGCUGGAGUUACUGGUCAACAGGAGCAAGAGGAAGAGGAGGAGGAGGACGGAUAAACCUCUGACAGGCACUGAGAAAGUCAAGCUCAUCAACAUGAGGACUGGGAAGAAGGUCGGAGCCGCUUUCUGUCCGAUGCUGCAGGACCUGAGGGAGUACAUGGAGGAGAACCCCGACAGCGCCGUGGCACCCGAGUGGUCCGAAACCGUCAGGAACUCUGGCUUCCUGCCCGAGUCCCUCUUCCACCGACUUCUGAACGAGCACUCGGAGAUCCCGAAGAAAAGCCGGCGCCGUCACCACCACCAUCACCACCACCACCACUACCACACCCCCGACCCCACCCCCGAGGACCCCAACUUAGACGGAGUGGAAGAGGAGACCCUGGUGUCCGACGGAGCCUACAUGAUGGACGAGGAGGACCUGGACACGUCCCACCACUUCCUUACAAGUCCUGAAUUUCACAUUAAAAUGGAAGGGGGCGACAGCCUUUCGCAAGGCGACAGCUCAGACGACAGCUCGGAUCAAGAAGCCCUAUUGGACGAUGUUAUUAUAGCACAGAAGGACUCCGACUCCUCAUCAAGCUCAGAGGACUGA
This is a messenger RNA of Menidia menidia (Atlantic silverside), 7982 nucleotides long. The record is from the annotation of a GenBank genome assembly. Lineage: Eukaryota; Metazoa; Chordata; Actinopteri; Atheriniformes; Atherinopsidae.